This is a messenger RNA of Harpia harpyja (harpy eagle), 12972 nucleotides long. It is a transcript of the gene ATP11B, whose product is annotated as ATPase phospholipid transporting 11B (putative). Gene Ontology annotation, cellular component: trans-Golgi network; endoplasmic reticulum; plasma membrane. Lineage: Eukaryota; Metazoa; Chordata; Aves; Accipitriformes; Accipitridae. The transcript is spliced from 30 exons. Gene Ontology annotation, molecular function: ATPase-coupled intramembrane lipid carrier activity; ATP hydrolysis activity; ATP binding. Bases 251 to 3724 code for a protein of 1157 amino acids. The record is from RefSeq and is a predicted model, not a curated record. Gene Ontology annotation, biological process: phospholipid translocation.
GGCGGGCCGCAGCGCCGCGAGCCGCGGGGUGUCAGCGGCGGCCCUGUGAUGGCGGCGGCGGGGCGCCGGCAGUCGCGGUGGCCGGGGGCGCCGGGGGGGCUGCGUCGCUCCUAACUCGGCGUCGGGCCCCUGCGCCAUGGGGAGGAGCCGCGGCGGGCGGCUGGCCUGAGGCGGCGGCGGCGACGACAGCGGAGGGCGCGGCGCUGCCGAGGGAGCCCCGCCGCGGGGGCCGCGACCCGCGCCGCCGGGGAUGUUGCGGUGGGUCCGGCAGCAGCUGGGUUUUGACCCACCACAUCAAAGCGAUACAAGAACUAUUUAUAUAGCAAAUCGUUUUCCCCAGCAUGGCCAUUAUGUUCCUCAGAAGUUUGCGGACAACAGAAUCAUAUCAUCCAAGUAUACAGUGUGGAAUUUUGUUCCAAAAAACUUAUUUGAGCAGUUCAGAAGAGUAGCCAACUUUUAUUUUCUGAUUAUAUUUUUGGUUCAGCUCAUGAUAGAUACCCCUACCAGUCCUAUUACCAGUGGAUUGCCAUUAUUCUUUGUCAUAACUGUGACAGCCAUAAAACAGGGUUAUGAAGACUGGCUACGACAUAAAGCAGACAAUGAAGUAAAUGGUGCUCCAGUUUAUGUUGUUCGAAGUGGUGGCCUUGUAAAAACUAGAUCUAAAAACAUUCGGGUGGGGGACAUUGUCAGAGUAGCCAAAGAUGAGACUUUUCCUGCAGAUCUGGUGCUUCUGUCAUCUGAUCGAGUUGAUGGUUCAUGCCAUGUUACUACUGCAAGUUUGGAUGGAGAGACAAAUCUUAAGACACAUGUUGCAGUCCCAGAAACAGCAGUGUUACAGUCUGUUGCCAACCUGGACAAACUUGUAGCUGUUAUAGAAUGUCAGCAGCCAGAAGCGGAUCUAUACAGAUUUGUUGGAAGAAUAACUGUAAGUCAACAAACUGAAGAAAUUGUACGACCUCUUGGGCCUGAAAGUCUCUUACUUCGUGGAGCAAGAUUAAAAAACACUAAAGAAAUAUUUGGUGUUGCAGUGUAUACAGGUAUGGAGACAAAGAUGGCAUUAAAUUACAAGAGUAAAUCUCAGAAACGGUCAGCAGUAGAAAAGUCCAUGAAUUCCUUUUUGAUUAUUUAUCUAAUAAUCCUCCUCUUUGAAGCCAUUCUGAGCACUAUUUUAAAGUAUGCAUGGCAAGCUGAAGAAAAAUGGGAUGAGCCUUGGUAUAAUGGAAAAACAGAGCAUGAAAGAAACAGUAGUAAGAUUCUGAGAUUUAUUUCAGAUUUUCUUGCUUUUCUGGUACUUUACAAUUUUAUCAUACCUAUUUCACUUUAUGUGACUGUUGAGAUGCAGAAAUUUCUUGGAUCUUUUUUUAUUGGCUGGGAUCUUGACCUCUAUCACAAGGAAACAAACCAGAGAGCACAAGUAAAUACUUCAGACCUCAAUGAGGAAUUGGGACAGGUAGAGUAUGUGUUUACAGAUAAAACCGGUACAUUAACUGAAAAUGAGAUGCAGUUUCGGGAGUGCUCCAUUAAUGGCAUAAAGUACCAAGAGGUCAAUGGUAAACUAACUCCAGAGGGGUUUUCUGAAGAUUCUCCAGAUGGAAAUAGGCAUAGUUUGAUGAGAGAGGAAGAACUCUUCUUGAAAGCAGUUUGCCUUUGUCAUACAGUGCAGAUCAAUGCAGAUCAAACAGAUGGUGCUGAUGGUCCCUGGCAUGCCAAUGGAAUAGCAUCCCCAUUGGAGUAUUAUGCUUCUUCACCAGAUGAGAAAGCUUUAGUUGAAGCUGCAAGCCGGGUUGGAGUUGUGUUUACUGGAACUAGUGGGGACAGUAUGGAAGUAAAAAGUCUCGGAAAACCAGAAAGGUAUAAAUUGCUUCAUGUUUUGGAGUUUGAUCCAAAUCGCAGACGAAUGAGUGUCAUUGUAGAGAGUCCCUCAGGGGAGAAGCUUUUAUUCACAAAGGGAGCAGAAUCUUCCAUUCUUCCUCGUAGUAAGAGUGGAGAAAUAGACAAAACAAGGAUACAUGUGGAUGAAUUUGCUUUGAAAGGACUAAGAACUUUGUGCAUAGCCUACAGAAGAUUCACACCUGAGGAGUAUCAAGAAAUUGGCAAACGCCUUCAUGAGGCCAGGACUGCCUUACAACAACGGGAAGAAAGAUUAGCAGAUGUAUUCAACUUCAUAGAAAGGGAUCUUGAAUUACUUGGGGCUACAGGAGUAGAAGACAAACUGCAGGAGAAGGUCCAAGAAACUAUAGAAGCGCUCAGGUUGGCUGGUAUCAAAGUGUGGGUACUCACUGGAGAUAAGCAUGAAACGGCUGUGAGUGUCAGUUUAUCAUGUGGACACUUUCAUAGAACCAUGAACAUCCUUGAGCUUGUGCAACACAAGUCAGACAGUACAUGCGCAGAACAACUGAGGCAGCUAGCCAAGAGAAUAAAGGAAGACCAUGUUAUCCAGCAUGGACUGGUUGUGGAUGGGACCAGCCUCUCUCUUGCACUCAGGGAACAUGAAAAACUGUUCAUGGAAGUUUGCAAAAACUGUUCUGCAGUGUUGUGUUGUCGCAUGGCACCCCUUCAGAAAGCAAAGGUAGUGCGACUGUUAAAAACGUCUCCAGAGAAACCUAUAACAUUAGCAAUUGGUGAUGGUGCUAAUGAUGUGAGCAUGAUACAAGAAGCACAUGUUGGCAUAGGAAUCAUGGGCAAGGAAGGAAGACAAGCUGUAAGAAACAGUGACUAUGCAAUAGCGCGGUUUAAAUUCCUCUCCAAGUUGCUUUUUGUUCAUGGGCACUUUUACUAUAUUAGAAUAGCAACCCUUGUACAGUACUUUUUUUAUAAGAAUGUGUGCUUUAUUACACCACAAUUUUUAUAUCAGUUCUUCUGUUUGUUUUCACAACAAACGCUCUAUGACAGUGUCUACCUGACUUUGUACAAUAUUUGUUUCACUUCCCUGCCUGUCCUCAUAUACAGUCUUUUUGAACAGAAUGUGCAUCCGCAUGUAUUACAGAGUAAACCUGUGCUCUAUCGAGACAUCAGUAAAAACGCCCAUCUUGGGUUUAAACCAUUUCUUUACUGGACCAUCUUGGGCUUCUUUCAUGCAUUUGUUUUCUUUUAUGGCUCAUAUCUUCUAAUGGGAGAAGACACUUCUCUGCUGGGAAAUGGCCAGAUACUGAAACCUAACAGGCAAAUGAUGUUUGGGAACUGGACAUUUGGUACUUUGGUCUUCACCGUUAUGGUUAUAACUGUUACGAUGAAGAUGGCACUAGAAACUCACUUCUGGACAUGGAUAAACCAUUUUGUUACUUGGGGAUCCAUUGUAUUUUAUUUCAUAUUCUCCUUAUUUUAUGGGGGAAUUAUCUGGCCAUUUUUACAUACCCAGGAUAUGUACUUUGUAUUUGUUCAACUGUUGUCAAGUGGUUCUGCUUGGUUUGCCAUAAUCCUCAUAGUAGUUGCUUGUUUGUUUAUUGAUGUUCUGAAGAAAGUGCUGUACAGACAUCUACAACCAACAAGUACUGAAAAAGCUCAGCUUACUGAGGCAGGUUCAGGUAUCAACUGCUUGGACUCCAUGUGCUGCUUCUCAGAUGGGGAAACAGCAUGCACAUCUGUUAGAAGAAUGCUGGAACGACUAAUGGGCAGAUGUAGUCCAACCCGGGUCAACAGGUGUGGCAUUUCUCUCAAUAGCCUUUGCUGCAGACGAUUCUCCUAUAAACUGGAACCUGAUGAGCCUGCAGCAAUAGAUGUCUAGAAAACCAGCUGCAGGUUUUGCUUAUUUAAGUAGGAGAAGCAACUCUUUAUUGUACUUUUUUUCAUCCUAACAGAUUAGUUUCUUGUUUGUUUUUGAGUACUUUCUUUUGGGAUGGGGAGGGGGAAAAACGGUUUUCAAAAGACUUCUGUUAAAACGUUUAUUUUGGCUUACUACAAGUUCUUGUGUUGUAUCUAUCAUAAUUUCUCUUCAUUUGUACGUUCUUCUCUUUAGAAAAUCAAGCCUUGCUGCUGUUUUUGUUCUCCUUUAUAUGAUUUUUUUAUUUUUUUUUUUUCCUUCACAAAUCAGGAGUUGUUUGUAAAGUCAAAAGACUUUUCCCUUUGGUUCUUGAUGUACAACGUCCAAAUAUUUACCUUGGAGCUUGCAUUACUCCUGAAGAUAUACAAAAGGCUCACACUCCCCCCUUUAAAUAUAACUUCAUUGUUAGAAGGAGAGUCUUUAAAUCUUUCAGCCAUUGAUUGAUACGAAGAUGAAAUAUUUUUGUAGUAUAACUUUUAUAAUCUAUUUCUAAAAUCAGAGUAAUUGACAGAACAGAGCCUUCAGGUUCUAAGAAUUUUAAAUGUUUUUUCAGUUCUAGAAGGUAUAUUGUCAAGACCAUGUGUGCCAUUCCAAAGUGUGUGCUAAAUAAAUCUUUUUCCUUCACAAACCACAUGUGAAACAAACCUCGAUGGGAUAAAAGCACGUUAGAGUAAUCGAAUACGUCUACAGAAGAAUACUGCUCUUGCAGUCAGCAUGACUGUGAGAAAAGCUUUUACUAAAUCUGCUAAUGUGCCAUCUCCUCAUUUCCAAAUAAAGAGGGAUAGCCAACAAACAUGGAAAUAUUUGGGGGUAGAAGUAAAAACAGUCUUUUGUACAUCGUAAUUUUUCAGUCCCUGAAUGAUAUCAUGAUCUUUCAUUGGUCAAAAGGCAAACCUGAAAAAGCUGCACUCCACACAUUUUCAAGGACACUCAUUUUGUAUUUGAACAUCUUUGUCUCUUUUGGUUAAAGGUUGUGAUAUCAUUCAUUCAGUAUAAAAUAUUGUGUGGGUAAUUUUCACUGGCAAGCUUUGUCAGUUCAGAUUCUGCCUUUAGGUAUUGACUUGGUACGUAUUACAUCUGUUUUGAACUCUUGUGUUGAACACAGUGUCUAUGGUUUCAGUCAGUUUCUCUCUUCUGGCUUGCUUAUGAAAUUUAUUCAAUAUUUCUACAAAUCUACGGUAUGAUUAUGCAAAAUGUUUCAUUCCAUAUGAAAAAUGAACUGUUAUGAUUAAGUACAUUUUUAAUUCAAACUCUUGCUGUAUAGAAAGCGGGCAUGAUGUAUAAAAUAAAAAAUUUAAUAGAAUUUUUAAUCUACAAGGUGAGCAUUUGAUUGGUCUAAAAAUCAACAUUUUGGUAGCAGUUGCUCUAAGUUUUGGGUUGGUUUUUUUUUUCCACUUCUCUGUAAAACUGUGCUUUCCAAAUGAGGAACUUCUCAUGUUACUUUUUUUCAUUUAUUAUUAUCUAAUUAGAGCAGAUUUUUACUUAACAUUUGCCUUAGUAACGUGUAGUCUUAUAAGGUAGGUAUUCGGUGUUUUAUUUUCUGCAAUGCAUUUACAUUUUUACAAUUUCCUCUUUUUCCCACUCAAUUUUUAUUUCUUAAAGAACUUACAAAUAUGUCUUGAAGAUAACUCAUAUUUGACAGAAUAUUGAACGCUUUUUGAAGACUGCUUUGUCUCAGGUUUCUUGUCUGCUUACCUCAUGUAAUUUUCAGAUGAAGUUCCAUCUAUCUGAAUAAUUUUAGAGUUAGAACACGGAAGUUAGUGUUAUGCUUAAUGAACAUGCAGAACUGUUGGUGCUGCACUAAGGGCUUGAAGUUCUGUAGUUUUUGCUUCUGCCUCUGGUUGAAAUUACUCUGAACCAUCUUCUAGUUUCACUUAAAUUUAUGUACAGUAGAACUAGAAAAGACUUUUUUUUUUAAAUUUCAGUCUUAUUUGCUUUCUUCAAUGACUUCAGUUCCUUCCACUCAGCAUUGAAACUUAAAACCUAGUCUAAAAGUCAAGGUACUGAGACUAUUUUUUUUCCCAUACACUUUCCUGGUAAUAUGUGAAAGUCUUUGUUUAUUUUUUUAAUGUACUAAUUGCUUAAAUCACAUGAGGCAUUUAUAAGUUGUGAAGUGCUGAAGAUACAGUUAAGAAAUCUAUUUGGUGAUUUAAAAAAUGCUUGUAAAGUUGUUCAGCCUUUGUUCACGAGCUUGAGCUGCUUUGAUUUUUUUUUUUUUUUUUUUUUUUUUACCUAAAGCUGGUAUCUUCAGAAGAUUGCAUGGUCCCAAACAGGAUGGUCUUUUGAGUGUCUUGUCUUGUGCUUUAUAAAACAGAGCUUCUUAUUCAACCUGGAGGUAGCUGCAAAUUAUUUUUUGUUGAAUGAAGUUAUGCUGAUGAAUACGUUGUCUGUCUGUAGCUAGUUUGUGUUGUAUUCUGUGUUCCUGAUAUUCUGUCAAAUAUGAUAUUCUGUCAAAUGCAAUAACUGAACAUGAAAUCAAACAUGGUAUCAAAUUUUGAUAGAAACUUUGAUGAAUAAAAGUUGUACAAAUGCUUGGAGUAGCGGGCCACAGGAAUAUAGUCUCUCGUACUUAAUUUACUGCUUGUAAAAUGUAUUUGAGAAAUAUUUUCUAUAGCUUCAUUCACCAGUUAGAAUAUAAAAUGUGUGCUGUGUGGUAUGAUAAAAUGCAUUUUUGUCUGUCUGUUCCAUUAAAUUGUCUGUCAACUUGUCAGUCACAAAAAUAUUAAGAAUGCUGGAUCACAUACAUUUCUUGUACAGUAGGAUUCAUUACUGAAUUGUUCGGAUCUCCUAUUAGUGGUACUCGUGUCAAGGCACUGCAUGUAAAAGUUCUAAAGAAACAGCAGAUUUCUGACAGAGGGAAAUUUGGAGUAUAAGUUCAUUAUAUUUUGAUUUCCUGCCUUCCAAUUUUCUAUUUUCAGCUUUUCACAUACAGUCCUAUAAUAUUGUUCAAUCAAGAACAGUAUUUCUUCCUAAGUAGUAAUUUGUCCUUAAGAGAAAGACAUUACAAAAUCCCAUCUGAAUCAAAAGGUGUGACGUGUUAGGUACUUUGCCUGAUGCCUUAAAUUUUAAAUUAAAUUUAACAGCAAGAAAUGAAAUAGAUUCAUGGCUGUAGAUAAGUUUUGCCUACCCACAACUUCAGACAGCAUGGAUGUUUAACACGAGAACACCACUAUACUGGGUUACCACGGUUAGCUGUGCGUACCACAAGGCUCUACUAGAAUGACCUUAAGCUGUAUCAGAUCGUAGCAUUCAUAGUGCCUCAAUUUACACAUGCAAUGUUCAGAUUUUCUUUGAGGCACAGUAUUAAAACUUCAGUUGUAAAACUGGCAUAUAAACCUCUGGUCAUUUUAGUUCAUAGUGAUGAAAGUAUCUGUAGCUGUGAGUAAGCUUUGCCAGAAAGGUAAACAUAGAAUUGUUAAUUACAUAGUUGGCAUGAUUGAUUGCAGUCUAUUUUCUAAGGUCUGAAUUAAUUGCAGGCACCUAUGUGAAACUAAUAGAUAAGUCUUUCAAAGAGUUACAUUUGCUUAAUCUCGUAACACUUACCUUUUGCUUUCAUAGACUUUUCUCCUUACCUCUAGAUUGUAAGUUCCCAGUCAGCCAAACUUUUCUUUUAUUGUCACUUUAGAUCAUGGAGUUCAUCGGAUCCCUUCUAUGCCAACGACAGAAGCAUCUUGACUCUCUCCACAAUGGACUCACCCACUUGUUAACAGGGACAUUUGUAAAUGCCUUGUGGAAGCCAUGUGGUGCUCACACACCUAUAGUAGGUUCUGAAGCGAGUUCAGUGCUACAUCCCUGCCCUAGGAAAGACUAGCAUGACUUCUAAAUACAAACCGUGGCUUGUCUUGUGACCUAGCAUAAGUCAUCUGGACAGUGAUUGCUUCCAGUAUUUUUUUUCUAAUUAUAUCCACAAAUAGGUAAAUUUUUUUUUUUUUGAAAGAAAUGCUUUUACCUCUGACCGUUUAAUCUUUUUUGUUACCAUAUGGGCAGAUUGGAAUCCUGCAUUUGAUACGUGAGACGUCACUGUAGCGCAGUGACAAAAUCUUCCUCCUCCCAAAUUUGAGUGAUCCAAUAGAACUGAAUUUGCACAAUGAAACUUUAAAAAGUUGCAUUUUUCAUGAUGACCCUUCACUUUAAACACACACAUUAAUUUUGAGCUGUCUCUUACAGAUGCUUUCUUAGCAGUUUGCGAAUCAAUUUUGUUAUUUCCAUGGAUGGUUAUUGUAUUCUGUAAGCAAUCAGUUUAGUAAUUUUUGAGAGUUAAAUACAAUUCAAAUAUUUAUGCUGGUGUAUGAAUGGCAAAAUAUUAGUCAUUGCUUUGAAAAACACCGUUAAGUUUGACAAAUCAGUGAUUUGGAGUAACAAGGGAUAUAGCAGUUCACAGUUCUCUUAAAAGAUGACUAGCUUCUGAAUUAUACUUUAUUAUGCCCUGUGUGGUUUUUUUGGUUUUUUAACAAUUCUUGAUCCUGGCAUGGAAAAAUGUAUAAGAAUUGGUGGAUUGUACAGAAGUCUCACUAGCAUAAAUUUUUUGAAUUAUUAAUCCUUUUAAAGUUGGGGAAUUUUUGCAUGUUUUAUUCUUUUUCAUGUAUUUAUAUUUGGUCAUGUUGUACUUUGAAGAUACAAUUAAUGCUUAAUUAUCUUCAUAUAUCUGAAGGAUCUGAGACAUUGAUGGCAAUGUUUUGAUACCUACGUAUGCCAAUAAAAACAAAUUGCGCAGAUGGAGCUUUGAAUGGUACAUCUUGCAGGUCCAUCUAUUGUCCCAGUAUAAAUGUGUCUGCAUGUUUGGGGCUGGGUAGCAACAUUUGCUUGUUCAUUCAGCUAGGAUGGCUAAACCUGGUGGUUGUCCUUAGAUGUGGGAGGUAAAAUGGAGGUGCUGCCACCAGGGACAUCUGUAGAGUAUUGCCUUAGGUAGGGCAGUUUUUACGGCUGGGAGGCUGGUAAAAAUGCUGCUGCUUCUGGACCCUUAUUUGGAUAUCCAAUUUUAAGUCAGUCUCUGACACUGAAGUCCCAUCAAUAAUUGGAAGAAUCUUCCUGUCAGACAGUAAAAGAUGUAAAGCUGCAUACUAAAAUUAUCUCUGGGUGGAAUAAACUGUAAAUCAAACUCAGACUGUAAACAACACCUACAAGAACUUCUUUAAUAAAGAUGUGGUUAAGUGUAGGAUUUGGACAAAACCAGUAUUAGCUGCUUGUACCCUGGCUGCACAGGUUUCCACUGUUGGCUUAAGUGGUGUCUCCUAAGCAAAUUACAUGGCAAAUAGUUUUUAUUUCAUAAUUCAGGCAGACACAUCUUACCUUCCUGGUAUGACAUCUUAGUGGGGCCUGGGCUUCUGCCACAGGGGUGUAUCCCUCUUGUUACAGUCAUCCCAAAUUCUCCUGAGUUCAGUGGGCUGCAGGAGAGGGAGUGUUCAAGAGGUCUGACUUUCCUUGUAUCAAAUGCUCCGGAUGUUCCUGGCCUAUAAACAGCUCUGCUGUUCAUUAUUCUUGUUCAUGACUUUAACUGGUAUUAUUUCAGUUCUCCUCUUGGAAGUUUAUUUUUGCAUUAAUGACUGGAAGCUUCACUGUGAACUGAAGGCUGCAGAUACUGCUGGAUUUUCAAGAUCUCCUUGUUCAAGGCAACCUUUGUGUAGUAAAACUGUCAUUGCAACUUUGUUUUCAAACUCACAGUGACUUGAACAUGCAGUACAUGAGGGUUUUUGUCCCACUGGUAUAGAUGAAGACCAGUUCACAAAUUGAUUAAGAAGCUCUAAAAAAUGAAUUAUGAAACAGAAGAAACAAAAUCAAAAUAUAGCAAAUUUUCCUUUUAAACAAGUGUUUAAUUCAUAGUUUAUGUCUGUGUCAUGCCUUCAAGUGCCUAAGUGCAGUGAAGCUUAAGCUUGAAAAUCUCAGUUGUACACAUCAAGUGUCCAGAUGAUUAAGAAUUACUGAAAAAUGAGUCUUGCAUGCUCCAUGUAAUAGGUAUUAACGUGUGACCGAUCUGACUGCGUAUAGUUUGAGACCUGGUUCCUAUGUGGAGAUGCAAUAAACUGAUGGUCAUCUCUUCAGUUCCCAAGAAAACUUCUAUCCAGAUAUGCAGUAGUAACAAAAUACACUUGGAUUUCAGCUAAUCCUGUAACUUUCUUUAUAUAUCAUAUAUAUAAUAUUAAAUCUGUUUUUAAAAUAAUGAUUUUCUUCUUAGUAGUUUCUCAUUCUGAGAGUCCAUACUGCCAUGGAUACCUAGGAAAUAGAGAAUUUUUUUUCAAUGCUCUAAUCAGACAUCUGCUGUUUAGCUGUUAUCUUUUAUGUCUAAAUCAGUGUUUCACCUUCCGGAAGUACUUGUUUGUCCAUGUCAACCAUAGCAUUCUAAUCAUCCAGUUAGUUUGUAUGACCAUGUAACCUCAUUAGUCUGUGUGGUUAGUGUAUCAUGUUUUGAAAUAUAAACUGUGGUUAAUUUUUUGUACAGUAGAAGGCAGAGGCUUUGAUAUACAACCCUGCUCCAAGCAUUUAGAUUGGCUCAGCUGUGUACCUACAUGUAUUUUGGCUUUUACCACACAAAUAUGUUAAUUAUAUUUGCACAAAAGCAGCACAGUCCUAUAUUUGAAGAAUAAUUUACAUUCAUUAUGUAUUUCUUUAAAACCUUCCAUCUCCUCUUCUCCCUUCCCCCCUACUUUCCCUUUUUCCCAGUGUUUGUAAGGUUACCGAAGAAACAUGCAUUUAAACAAUUCAGGAAGAACUUAAGAAUCCAUCUGUCUGCCAAGGUAUAUUUUUCUAUUUGCAGUAAAUCUAAAUCAGUAAUUUCUCAUUUAGUAAGAAUGUAGAAUUGGUUUGCAUAAGACCAGAUUUUUUGGUCUGACAAAUGUUCUGGAUGGAAGAAGUGACUGUUUUUGUACUGAUGUCACAAAUCUUUUAAAAUUGCUUCUAUUCAAGGAAGAAAGAUUUUGUGUAUUUCUUUGAGAGCUGAAAUGUAUGAAACCAUUCACUGUGCAUUGGGUACAGUGUAGAAUUCUUCAUGAAGAAGACUGAACAAAAUACAGCUAAUUCAGUGUAAUGCUAGCAUUCAUCUCUCUGAUUUAGAGUAUGAAUGGGUGAGGGAGAAUUUGCCAUAGGGAGGCAAUGUUUUAGAAUUACCUCUUAGCCUUGAAAUCUGUAAGGUAUGGCAAAAAAGCCUAUAGUAGAUGUUUGUAAUUAAAAGCAAGAGCGGUGUAUAGUCCCUUUACUAUGCAGUGUCCCUGAAGAAGCACCUUCUCCAUAGCCACCUUCGGAAUGGGAUUGAGUUCUCAGCAGGUUUUAGUUCUUGUUCUGUGAAAAAUAGGGGGUUUGUUAAUUAGAAAAACAUAGUUUUAGUCGCCAAACUUAAGCUUUUUAAAGGGUGCAGUGGAAAAGAUUAAGUGGGAAGAUGCUCUGAAUUGUUUCACAAACUAAAAUGUAAAUAUUCUGCUUAAAAUAUUCUGUAUAUUUUUUAAGGUUGGGGGUGGGACACAAAAAGAUGCAAAGGAAGGAAUGCUGAAAACUUUGGCUUUACAAUUCCAGAAUGAUUUCUUGUUUUUUAGUGCAAAAGAUGAUUUGAGAAAAGAUUAUGCAAUUUAGAAUGCAUCUUAGGCAACUAUAAUUUCUAACUGGAAACCUUUGGUAAUACUUUCAAACACAUGUUUUUUAUGACAGUAUAACUUCUAUAUUGGAAAAAAAUUUCAUUUUCUAGUGUUAGAAAUGUCUCAAAGCUGUAGUCUACAUUAUUUUUAAUAGUUCUAUCUGAUACUUCUGUACUGCUAAAUAUUAGUGAUUUUGGUGAAAUUCAGUGUUCAAAAGUGCUCAAUCAUAAUGAACCUUUUCCGAACCAUUUAUUUUGAGAUUCUUGUUUUCUUGGUGUAGAAUACGUAGUAACUCUCGCACCAUCGCCACUGCCUUGUUACGCAAACAUCAUUGUUUUAAAGGAGUUGGUUAUUCCUAGAGCUGGGUGAACCAACCGUUCAUUAUGGACAAAUUUUAGCCUUAUUUCUGUUCCUAAAUUAUUUCCCAGUUAGACUUUCUUCUUUGCAGAUCUGGUUUUUUUCUGUGAAUGUUUUUAUUGUUGGUUGUUUUGUAUGUAUGUUCUUUGCUUCUGUUGUUUGCUUCCAGUGGCAUGAUUUGUCUGGUUUCUGCUCUCUAUUGGAAUGACUCAGUUUAUAGCAGGAGGAGGAAAGAUUGGAUGCUCAGGCUGUAUCAACUCUUGCUGUCAAUCGUCUUAGCAGCACAUUCGCAUCGGUAUUUGCAAGGCUUCUGCUUUCCAUAGAUUUUUUCCUUCAGCUAAAUACUGCUCAUAGAGGCAUCAGAAAUAACUCGGUAGAGAGACCUUGUGUGUUGCCCAAGCUUCUGUGGCUUUCGUUAAAAGGAAUGUUCUCAUCACUUUGAAGUAUUCGCCUUGCUCUAGCUGUUGCCAUGCUAUGAUGUUGUAUUACAAUAAGUACAUACAAUUGUCAUCGCUGUAGGUACGAUUUUUUGUUGUUUCCAGUUUGUAUAAAUGCAUAGACGUGAAUAAAACCUGAGGGGCUAUGGGCUAAAGCCCUCUAUAUAAGUAACGUGAAGUGGAAAGAAGUGAAAUAUACUGCUGUUUAUGACACAGAGUGUGACUUGACUUGUCUGAAAGAAACCCUGAAGUGCACCUAAAUGGCCUGUGGUGUAUAUUAAUUUUUCCUUGGCAGUUUUAAAGGAAAUUAUUUCACACACCAGCAGGUUCUUAACCUUUUUACAUUUUGGAAAUGGGAUAAAAGAUAAUCCAUGGGGCAUAUAGUUUAGAAAGGGGAAAAUGGUUAAAAACAAAACUCACUUUCAGGUGUAAGAAGGCUAUCAUUACUGCAGCAAAGAAUAUAUUUUUACAAUUCCUAGUUAUGUUCCCAUGAGGUAUUUCAGGUCCUAUGCACACAAAAAUAACAAAUCAUUGAGAUUCUGCUUUUUUCACUAAUGUGUGAUCAAGUGCUGCUUCUUUUUUGAAGAAAAAAGCUUGAAUGAUAUCGUCUCUGCAAGACAUACCUUUUUAAAAAUGCUGAUCCUUAAUUUUAGGCAAAUAAGGGGCAUUGACAACUGGAAACUGUAGCAAUAAUUAGUACAAAGAAUUUUGGACCUCUGACACUGUGGCUGCCUCGUUAUUUUUGAUUCUCUGACAGCGAGUCUGUGUGCUUGCUCAUUGUACAGCUUGCUCAGUAGAAGUUGUUUUAAAAAUGGUUUAUGAAAAUUAUAUUUAUUAAAUAAAAAUUUAACUUAUA